Messenger RNA from Corythoichthys intestinalis (scribbled pipefish), 6026 nucleotides. It is a transcript of the gene myo3a, whose product is annotated as myosin IIIA. The record is from RefSeq and is a predicted model, not a curated record. Lineage: Eukaryota; Metazoa; Chordata; Actinopteri; Syngnathiformes; Syngnathidae. The transcript is spliced from 40 exons. Gene Ontology annotation, molecular function: microfilament motor activity; protein binding; ATP binding. Bases 567 to 5711 code for a protein of 1714 amino acids. Gene Ontology annotation, biological process: peptidyl-serine phosphorylation; sensory perception of sound; regulation of actin filament length. Gene Ontology annotation, cellular component: myosin complex; filopodium tip; photoreceptor inner segment.
CUUAAGGCCUGAAAUGACCACGUUUGUCGAAUUUAUAUCGUUAUUUUUAGUUUUUGUGUGGGAUUCGUGUCCUUUUGCUCCUCCACAUUCAACAAGGGGGAUUUGGAGAUUAGUUUAAAACUCCCAGGCUUCUUCCUGCCAAUGAUACGUUUUAAUUAAUUGCAGGCUAAUCUUAGCGAGUUUAUCCUUCCCUUAGUGUAAUGUAAUAAGAUGAAAAGAGUGUUUUGCUCCAAUUUGAAGCCUCUGUGGCGCCUUGGCUUAUUUUUCUGGCCAGCAAAGUGGUGGGGAGCACAGCUAUUUGUAGCAUUAUGAGCCCGGAAGCUUCAUUUAAGCCAUUUUCAGAGGCUCAUAAUGGGGUCCAUCCCACAGCUUUGGGGGAGUCACGGCCCGCUGCUCGCACACAAUAGCCGGCCAGACGUGGACUCCAUUCAAGCAAGCCGCCACGUAAUAACCUCUCCCAUCAUCAUCACCAGCCUGGCAAAAAAUCAGCGACCCCCUCCUCUCCAUGCAGGUUUGUCAGAUUUUCAUUUUACUGUGAAGAAAGAGAAAAUGACCAUCGAUCUGCCAUGAUACAUCAUCAACCUUUGCGGUGUAACCUGUGGAUUAAACGCCUGCUUUCACACAUGCCGCAUCCCGGGAGAUCUCUCCUCAAAAUGUUUCCACAAUCGGAAAAAUCCAUAGUCUUUGACAACUUCCCGGACCCCACCGAUACCUGGGAGAUCGUCGAGACCAUCGGGAAGGGAACGUAUGGCAAAGUGUACAAAGUGCUCAACAAAUUGGACGGCAGUAAAGCGGCGGUGAAGAUAUUGGAUCCCAUUCACGACAUCGACGAAGAGAUCGAGGCCGAGUACAACAUCCUCAAGGCUCUUUCUGACCACGCCAACGUCGUCAAGUUCUACGGGAUGUUCUACAAGAAGGACGUCAAGUGUGGAGAUCAGCUGUGGCUCGUGUUGGAGCUUUGUAACGGCGGUUCGGUGACAGAUUUGGCCAAAGGCAUGUUGAAGAGGGGCGAGCGCAUGGACGAAGCCAUCAUUGCAUUCAUACUCCAUCAGGCACUCAUGGGCCUCCAGCACUUGCACGUUAACCACACAAUCCACAGAGACGUCAAAGGCAACAACAUCCUGCUGACCACGCACGGAGGCAUCAAGUUAGUCGACUUUGGUGUGUCGGCCCAGCUGACAAACACUCGCCUGAGGAGGAACACCUCGGUGGGAACGCCCUUCUGGAUGGCGCCAGAGGUGAUAGCUUGCGAACAGCAGCUGGACUCCACGUACGACGCCCGCUGCGACGUGUGGUCGCUGGGCAUCACCGCCAUCGAGCUGGGCGAUGGAGACCCGCCCCUCUCUGAGCUCCAUCCAAUGAGAGCACUCUUCAAAAUACCUCGAAACCCACCGCCAACCCUCCAGCAACCAGAACUGUGGUCCGACGACUUUAACGGAUUCAUCUGCAAGUGUCUCAUCAAGGACUUUGAGCUUCGUCCCAACGUCUUGGACCUCCUCCAGCACGUCUUCAUCCAGCAGACUGUCGGGAAGGAGAAAAUUCUGCAGAAGCAACUCAUUGAACUUAUUGAUCUCAACCAUCAAAUUGGAGUCGUCGAGAAGACUAGCCAUCAUGGAAAAACGGACAGAAGCCGAGACAGUAAUGACAGGCACGAACGCAUCCACACCAAAAAAGGAAGCAACCUGAAGACUGACCGGGACGAGGACGACGAUCUGGCCGCCUUGGAAGUUCUAGACGAGGAUUCGGUCAGCGAACGGCUGCAGGAGCGCUACGGCAGGGACCAGAUCUACACCUACGUGGGCGACAUCCUAGUAGCUGUCAAUCCUUUUCACAAAAUGCACAUCUACACUCCUCAGUACAGCAAAAUGUACGUUGGUGCAAAACGGACGGCCAAUCCUCCGCACAUCUUUGCCGCGGCCGACAUCGCCUACCAGUCCAUGGUGUCGUACAACACCGAUCAGUGCAUCGUGAUCAGCGGCGAGAGCGGAGCGGGGAAAACUGAAAGCGCUCACCUGCUGGUGCAGCAGCUAACGGUCUUGGGCAAGGCCAACAACCAAUCACUCCAGGAGAAGAUACUGCUGGUCAACAGCCUGGUGGAAGCCUUCGGGAACGCCUGCACGGCCAUCAACGACAACUCCAGUCGCUUCGGCAAGUACCUGGAAAUGAAGUUCAGCGCCGGAGGGACGGUGGUGGGCGCUAAGAUAUCGGAGUACCUCCUGGAGAAGUCCAGGGUUAUCCAUCAGGCCGUCGGGGAGAAAAACUUCCACAUCUUCUACUACAUCUACGCUGGCUUGGCUGACAGGAAGAAGCUCGGCCAUUACAAGCUCUCCGACAGCAAAACGCCAAAGUAUCUGUGUAACGAGCACAUAAAACUGGGGCCCGACAUUGUGAGCAACACCCCCUACAAGGAGCAGUUUGACGCAGUGGAGCAAUGUUUCAAAGUCAUCGGUUUCUCCCUGGAGGAGUUGGGUAGUGUGUACAGCACACUGGCGGCCAUCCUCAACUCGGGCGACAUUGAGUUCUCGGCCGUGGUGUCGGAACACCAGACGGACAAGAGCAACAUUGCCAACAUUCACAUCUUGGAAAAUGUGGCGUCAUUGCUGCGCAUCCGCUCUGACGAGCUCCAGGAAGCCUUGACCUCGCACUGUGUGGUGGCCCGGGGCGAGACCAUCGUGCGGCCCAACACGGUGGAGAAGGCGGGGGAGGUGCGCGAUGCCAUGAGCAAGGCGUUGUACGGCCGACUCUUCAGCUGGAUCGUCAACCGCAUCAACGUACUGCUGAGGCCCGACGGCCACCUCGGGGGGGAUGACGGGGGCUUAAAUAUUGGCAUCCUGGACAUCUUCGGCUUCGAGAACUUCAAGAGGAACUCCUUCGAGCAGCUGUGCAUCAACAUCGCCAACGAGCAGAUCCAGUUCUACUUCAACCAGCACAUCUUCGCCUGGGAGCAAGACGAGUACCUGAACGAAGACGUGGACGCUCGCGUGAUUGAGUACGAAGACAACCGUCCGCUUCUGGACCUCUUCCUGCAGAAGCCCAUGGGCAUGUUGUCCCUCCUGGACGAGGAGAGUCGCUUCCCUCGGGCCACCGAUCAGACGCUCGUCGAAAAGUUUCAAGAUAACCUUAAAACCAAAAGCUUCUGGAGGCCGAAGAGGAUCGACCUUGGCUUUGGUAUUCACCACUAUGCUGGAAAGGUGAUCUACAACGCCACCGGUUUCCUCGCCAAAAACCGAGAUAUGCUCUCGGCGGACAUCGUCCUCCUCCUCAGGUCCUCGGAAAACGAGCUAAUUCGCAAACUCGUCACCCAUCCCCUCACCAAAACAGGCAACCUUGCCCACACUAAGGGCAAAACCUCCAACACACUCCGCACCCCGCGCACCCCUACGCGCACCCUCACCUUCGCCAAGAUGGGAGUGCUUACCUUGUACAGUUCCUUUACUUUCACUGAGCCGGUCGACGCAGACGCACCGUACCAUCCUCGAGAAACCACCAACAUGAAAACACAGACGGUGGCGUCCUACUUUAGAUACUCGCUGAUGGAUCUUCUGUCCAAGAUGGUGUCUGGUCAACCCCACUUUGUGCGCUGCAUCAAACCCAACAACGAUAGGCAACCCUACAAGUUCGACCGGGAGAAGGUUCUGGUCCAGUUGCGCUACACGGGAAUCCUAGAGACGGCUAAGAUCCGCCGACAGGGCUACUCGCACCGCGUCCCCUUUGCCAAUUUCCUUAAGAGGUAUCACAUCGUAGCGUUCCAUGCCGACGAGGAACCCGCGGUGACACCGGAAACGUGCGCUACCAUCCUGGAGAAAGCCAAGCUGGACAACUGGGCCAUGGGGAAGACAAAGGUGUUCCUUAAGUACUACCACGUGGAACAUCUGAAUCUGAUGGUGCAACAAGCCACGCAGCGCAUCGUGGUGCUCCAGGCUUGCGUACGAGGCUGGCUAGGUUCCAGACGCUACCGCCGGCUCUUGAAGGAGCGAGAACGGAGCGCUCUGGUGCUGCAGUCAGCUUACAGAGGCUACAAAGUUCGAAAGAGCAUCUAUGAUGACAAGAAGAGAAAGCUGGAAGCAUUCAUCGUCCAGUUUCAAGCCAUAUGUAGAGGUUAUCUUGCCAAAACAAAGUACAAGGAGUUGGUGGAGAGGAAGCACAGUGCGGCACGCAAGAUUCAAGCGCACUACCGAGGGCACAAGGAUAGGAAGAGUUUCAAAAGAAAACGAGAAGCCUUGGAGAAGGAGAAAGCUGAGAAAGCUCUGAAGCCCGACCAGGAGAAGCUGCCUGAGGCGGACCAGAUCAACCGGGACUUUCUUGCUGCUUCCGAAGACGAAAUUCGAGCGGAAGAAAAGGAAACCAAAGCCGCCGUGGUCCUGCAGAGCAACUUCCGAGGUUACCAGGAAAGGAAGAAGUUUAAGCGGAGGCAGAAGACCUUGGCCGGGGCUGAGCUGCACCUGCCGGAAGCUGAAGGCGCACGAGAAGACGACGAAGGAGCGAGAAGCCCCGAAGAGGAAGAUGAAGAUACAUACGAAGCUGAGGAGAACGAAGACAGCGAUCACACACAGGUGCCGGAUGACGACGAGAUCAUAGAAAUGGGAGUUGAAGCGUUGGAAGACCUCCCGCCUGAGGAGGACGCAGUCUCCGCGAGCUUGCAGGAGGAAACGAAUGCCGCCGUGGUUCUGCAGAGUAACUUCAGAGGUCACAAAGAGAGGAAGAGACUUCGAGAGGAAGCUGAAAGAAACCUAAAUGAACCAGACGAGCGGGAAGAUGGAGACGUUGAGGAGACUAGAGCUGCUGUGGUCCUUCAGAGAAACUUCACGAGCCACAUGGAGGAGAACCCAGAAAAACUCCAAGAGCCAGAGCUCUGCGAGAAUUUAGAAACGCAAGAUGAAGAGGACUCAAAUGAUGAACCUUUAUCUCCAAAUGACGUCGAACUGGAAUUAGGAGAGGUUUCGGACGCCUCUAUGGAAUGUGCAGAUGAGAAACUGGAAGAACAAGCAGCCGCGGUGAAGAUCCAGAGCAACUUUAGAGGCUACAAGGAACGCCAGAAUAUGAAGGCCAGCAAGCAGCGGGCGCAGGAGGAGGCCCAGCAGCUGGAGACUUUCUCCAAACAGAUCGCCAAGACAUCUCACAACUUUGUAGCGCUGCAGCAGAAGUUGACAGAGAUCAUUCAGGUCCAUCAAUCAAACCCAGAGAGGAACGGCUUGUUCGUCAAGGAGAAAGCGGUCAACGGCUUCGCUCCCAAGAUGCACAAAUCACCCGACAAGAGACUGUCUCGACCCCCCCGCCGCACUCUACAGCCAAAGACCCUCAACACCCCUGAGGACUCUACCUACUACACGUUGAUACAUCGCUCUGUCCAGGAUGACAAACGCAAGCCAAGGAAAGAAGAUCCAGGUAAGCUGGUGGACGUGGACCAGCACUACUACCAGGCUCUGCCCACCAGCAAAUCCACGCCCGACCUCGAGACAUCACUCCAAAGUGGCGUUUCGCCUCAAUUGUCUGAGGACCGGAGACGGUCCGUGGACGCCAGACCAGAACCUGAAACCGGGCUACCCGAAGAACCUAAACCGGAGUCCAAACCUGCCAAACACAUCAGUCGAUCACUUCCAACGUUGUCCGCUGACAAUCGUGCCGACGACAACCCCUACGACUUCCGGCACCUGCUGAGGAAGACCUCUCAGAGACGAAGGCUCAUCAGGCAGUACCGGGCCAAGGACUGAAAUUUAACAUUAACGUUUUCCAAGAUUAACUCUUUAAAUGCCAUUGACGACGGUAGACGUCCAAUCGCGUGGUGAUUAAUCGCCCUUCUGCCGUGAAAUUAAAUGAGUUUAUCGGUAGUAGACGUCCAAUCCAUUUGAAGUGGGAGGGUGGCAGUGAAUGACUGUUUUUUGCUGUCAACCCUCCCACUUCAAAUAGAUUCUCAAUGGACGUCUAUCCAAGUCAAUGGCAGCCAAUGAGUUAAGGAUGCUGAUGAACUUCAAGAAAACUGAGAAAUGAAAGCUUUUGAGACCAAACUGUGAAUAAUAGAUUUUUUA